AUGUCGAUGCAAUGGGAGAAAACUCUCGUGAAUAGACUUAGCGCCUCGGCAACUUCCAUUCUGCAGUUGGGCGCCCAGAUGCUAACAUCUGGUGAUGAAAGCGAUGAGUCCUUUACCGUGGAUGACCUCUUGCCUCACUCCGUCCAUCAGAAAAGAGGCCGGGGAUUCACGCCUACCACUGGCAAAAAAGUGCUUACAGAUGAUGCAAAACUGGACUCUUCCAAUUACGCGGCACGCCUCAACGACAUUCUCGCAGGGGAUGACGAGGAAGGAGGUAUGACGUGGGGUGACAUUGGACUUUUAGGGGAUGACGAGGAGGAUGAAGUUGAUGAUAAUGAAGAAUUCCUUUAUACUGGGAAAGACGCCCCAGUAGUGGUCGGCUAUGAUGCUCAACUCGCCGAUGUCCUAGAUGAACCGCAGCCACCCGCUCAGGAAAGUCAUCCACACCUAGAUGUUUCCACGGGCUCUGAAAAGAUGGGAGAUCAUGUUUUUAAGGAGGGAUUCGAGUACAAUCAUUAUCAAGAUGAGGUUCUGUCCGAGAGGGACUCGCCAGUACCUGAAAUUGUGGUGGGAGGGUCGAAAACGCCGAUACGGGCUUUAUCAUCUUCUCUCAACGAUUCCCCGUCCCCCCUUCGACCGCCUUUUCUUCAUCCGACUGUGUCUCGUCUACGUUCCUUCUUACCCCAGCACCAACCCCGUAACCCAUCAUCAUCCACCGCCAACACAUUUCGUACGAACGGUUUCUCGCCUGAUCCAUCUUAUUUUUCUGCAAUUUCUCGUGCUUCCUCUCUCUCUGGGCAUUUCGACUCAUCUGAUAAGGACGACCGCGAAGCGGACUCUCCUGACCCUCCUGCGUUGAAUGUGUUGGACAAGAGAGAUGUAUUCAAGUGGACUCCAUUGCGAACUAUUAGUGUUCAAAUAUUCUCUACUGCACCCAAGGCAGCAGCGAUUUUGGACUCACACAUGGGGAAACCUACAGUUAUUUUAGCUCAGGGAAUCAUUUGCAUUGGGACGGAGACAGGGAGGACAUUUGUAUUCGACUUUCGGCAACAGCUAAAGUGCAUAUGCAGCUCCGAAAGCACGAGUCCUGUUUCCGCCCUUGCUUUGUCCUUUGAUCACACAUUCCUCGCUGUUGGGCAUUCCCAAGGCGAUAUCACCUUGUUCGACUUAUCUCGACCUCAAAGCCCCGCGCGAUUUGUUGCCCCAACCGACUUAGUGUCAGUAGCUUCGGGAAGAAGGGAGGGUCAUCUACGAGGGUCGAAAGUUAUCCGGAUAGGAUUUGUUAGUACUCGACAUACUGCGUUCGUCUCUGCGGACGAUUCUGGAUUGGCGUUUUAUCACAGCUUGGGAAAAGUCCUCUUCGUAGAAGCCAAUGACGUACUCAGGAUACUCGGAAAGUAUCCAGAUGAAACUAGCCCAUUGGAUCGUUCGCCUUCGUUUUCUACCACAUCACUUCCAUCUCGGGACCCACCUCGAAUCGAAGCAUCAGCCCCCCGCUUAUCACCGCCUGCUACCGGCACUAGGGAGCGUAAUCGUAAAGCUGGCACGAUUUUAGACAUGGAACCGCUACCCUCAUCAUCCUCAACGCAUCCAAUUGACGCAUUUCAGGUCAUUGCUCUACUUACUCCCGUAAAAUUAGUUAUUGUUGGGCUAAGGCCGUCUCCCAGAACGUGGUUCCGACGACAUAGGGCAGGACAGGAUGGUGAAGGGCCACAGUCGAUGUGGCGGGGCUGUAUGGCCUGGUUCCCCAGCGUGUCCUUGAAUGGGGACAAGGAGUCAGAUUCCCCGUCGAAAGGUGGAAAGCGGGCCGUGUCGCCCGAUGUCCUGACCAUUCCUAUACUUGCCUACUCGUGGGGCCGAAGUCUGAUGUUCUUACGCGUCAGGGCGGAACGGACCAUACCUCGCUCAGAAUCCACCGAUGCGCGAACUAAAGGCGGAAGAAAGUCAACGACUUCCGGCAAAAAGGCAUCUUCUAAUCCUUCUUAUCGUUUGGUGUUUGAGGAUGCUGGUGAGAUCACUGUAGAGAAUGAUAUCCUUUCUCUACAUUGGUUGAAUUUGGAUCAAAUUGUGGUGAUUACCAGGAAAUUCUAUGAGGUAUAUGGAGUUCGAACGUUGCAAUUUGUCGAUAGGACUCCACUUGAUAUUUCAUCGAUUUCAUCAACCCUUUUAUCAGCUCCCAAUUGUCCAUUCCCACAAAUACCACAGCCAGAUGAGCCAGGCGACACUCUUCGGCUAAGCUUUGACACUUACAAGGGGAAAAUCUUUGAAUUGGCUGCCAAUGAAGUGAGAGUUGGUACGUUGUUGACUUGGGCGGAUCGGAUUCUGGCUUUCGUUCAAUCCGGGGACUUCCUUAGCGCUAUUGAGGUGGCGCGUUUGUAUUACGUCGGAGAAGCACCCGGGAAUCAAGCAGGUCUGCCCGAAGACUCAGAUUUUAGAAGGGAAACUAUUGGUGGGAAAUUGCGAGAUCUGAUGAUUGCUUCAUCCCGUUACGUUUUCUCCGACAAUCGCCUCACCGAUGACACUCACCGAGCUCCGGACAACCGCGGUGUGGAUCGCACUUCGCUGUUUGAAGGCCUCGUAAGGACUUGCACCAGGGCCAGUAUGGCUCUCAACGAUUUCGAUUUCUUGUUCGAAGACCUCUAUGAUAUGUACCAAUCACACGGUAUCGAGGCCAUUUUCCUCGUCCAGUUCCAGCCAUUCCUUCUACAGAGCGAGGUGCGUUUGGUUCCCCCAAGACUUGCGCAGGGACUCGUGGCCUAUUACGAAGGGAAACAUGCCUUUGAUGUCGUCGAACAAUUGAUUUGGCACAUCGAUCCGGCUUGUCUCGACAUCCACCAAGCGCUUCGAAUAUGCGAGGAACGUUCACUGUUUGACGCAUUGAUACAUGUAUACACUCGUGCUUUGCGUGACUACGUAUCACCGAUCGUCAGGCUCAUUUCGCUAAUCCGCACCAUCCAGCGAACCAGGAGGGAAAGGCUGACUCGUAUUCAAGGUUCGGACCCAGACACAUCGACUCUCGAGGAGGCUCCGGUCGAGUCACUUGUACCCCAUGCUUACAAGGUCUUUCCAUAUAUCGGGAAUUCUCUAUGUGGUCAAUCAUUUCCCAGUGGGGAGCUUCUCACUGAGGAUGAAGCAGCUUCCGCGAAACGCAGUAUUCUUCAGUUCCUUUUUCUUGGACGGUCGACUCUAUGGCAAGGCAGGCUUAUCUUGACGGCUGACAUGGACGAUGGUCCAGAGCCGACAUAUCCGUACCUCCGCAUGCUUCUACGGUUCGAUGCUGAGGCAAUGCUUCAUGCCCUUGACCUUGCCCUUGAGGACUCUGACUUGAACGAAAAUCUCCACGAUAUUGAUAGACAGACAAUAUUAAACGUGCUCUUCGAACUUAUGGAUGCUUAUGAGCUGACCUCGAAUGAUGUCACCUUCAUACGUAUCUUUGUGGCGCGUAAUGCGCCCAAGUACCCCCAAUUCAUCAAGCUUGCCGAUAAUCAGAGUCGAUCUUUACUUAGUGGCCUUGCGGGCGAUAACGAUCAAAGUACGCGCGAAGACCGCCAGCUGGCAGCAGAGUGCCUGCUGUCAAUAUAUCCUCUUGGACAGGAUGAUCCAAUGUUACGACAAUUCUUGCGAGCCGGCUUUUAUCGUAUUCUUCGCAACUGGAGCAUGCAAGAAUCGAAGUGGGCGGACCUCAUCUUGUAUUACUCACAAGAUCCUGAGUGCGGGGUUGAUGAUGUAUUUGAAGGUGUCAAGAGUUCGCUGGAGCAUGCAACAUGUGGUCCUAGUGGCAUUUCUUCCGAUAUCAUAGAGUCAAUGAAGUUCGCGCUCCCUUCACUGCUUGAGGUUGAUUUGGGUCGUGCAGCGCAACUCGUCGACAACUGGGUGCCAACCCUUCACGAACAAGCAGCCCAAGCCCUUGAUGAAGAAAAGGCGUUGUUUUACCUUCGUUCACUCAUUCAUCCCUUUCACGAAGAAUCGCAUUUGGGAUCUCCUGAAACCUCUCCCCCCUCUUCGCUGCAGUCUUCCUUACGCCAUCGAUAUGUAGAGCUUCUGUGCGCCCAUGAUCCGCAAACAGUCCGGUCUGUUCUAGACUCAAUUCCACACGACUACUUCGAUCUUAGGUCAAUAAAGGAGAUAUGUGAAGAAAACGGUGUUUAUGACGCAGUCCUUUGGUCCCUACAUUUAAGUGGAGAUAUUUUGGGUGUGUUCGAGCAUCUGGACGACUUCACGGCAGUGCUGGCGUCAACCUUGGUCGCAUCCGCAGCCAGCAAGGGUGACGGGGAUGUUGAAGGUCCCGUAGAUGAUGCUCUUAAUGAUCUUGCAUCGAUGGGCCGUUUAGUGGUGGACAUGUGUGGUAGCCAAGCACUUGGCGUGGAGCACGCCAACUCCGUGCCCGCUGAGGAGAUGUGGUUUCGAUUAUUGCGUAGUCAGCUGAGUGUGGUACAUGCACUCUCCAACAUUGUGCUUGCGGGGUCGGAUUCUCUCGCCGUAACCAUUGCUCAAGACCUCGAAAGUUUGAUCCUUCGUCGGAUGUUUUCCUUGGUUCAGGAGACCUUCUCUUCUUUGGUUCAGAAAUCAUCUUCAAAUAAACUUUCAUUUUCUCGUCUGUUUAAGCGGUUGGUGGAAGCAACGGCUGACGGCCACGAUCCGCACGAUCCCACAUACACUGAAUUCCGUCUCAUUUUGGACGGAAUGUUGGCGUCAUAUCGUGCUGAAAGUGAUGUUCUCGCCAUCACUAAACGUUUAGUCGAGCGCGACCUUUUUGAGGACGUUAGGGCGUACACUGCUGCCCGCAGACGUGGCACCCGUUCUCGUUGUUCAUGA
This is a messenger RNA of Cantharellus anzutake, 4815 nucleotides long. RefSeq names its product Golgi CORVET complex core vacuolar protein 8-domain-containing protein. Bases 1 to 4815 code for a protein of 1604 amino acids. Gene Ontology annotation, biological process: endosomal vesicle fusion; protein targeting to vacuole. The record is from RefSeq and is a predicted model, not a curated record. Gene Ontology annotation, molecular function: protein binding. NCBI's taxonomy places the organism in Eukaryota, Fungi, Basidiomycota, Agaricomycetes, Cantharellales, Hydnaceae. Gene Ontology annotation, cellular component: HOPS complex; late endosome. The transcript is spliced from 5 exons.